Dentiscutata erythropus is the source of this 333-nucleotide messenger RNA. NCBI's taxonomy places the organism in Eukaryota, Fungi, Glomeromycota, Glomeromycetes, Diversisporales, Gigasporaceae. The record is from the annotation of a GenBank genome assembly.
AAACCAUAUUAAUAAGAACUGCACCGACGGUGUUUGUUUUAUGACCGAUAUUGAUAAAUUCCAACUUGUGUAUUUUGAAGGAUCAAGGCCUGCUGAGAAGAAGCCGGAAAGAGAAAUUACUGAUGCUAAAAAAAUUCCCUACAAUUUGAAAAAUCUAUAUUCAAACAUCAUAAAGGAAGUUAUAAAAAACUGUAGGCGUUUGCCAAAGAAGUUGUUCAUGUUUGGUGGACAAAGAAAAUUUCGAUUAAAUGAAAUCGACAAUGCUAAUUUGCCACGGGAAUUUUUAGAGAUGCAAAAUUUUAUAUACUUUUAUGAAUAUACAGUUAAUGGGUG